GGAUCGACCUCACCAAGGCGCAAAGGCACCCGGGGGCCACCUCGCCUGUGUGAUGACUUGACCGUGUGAAACUCGGCUUGGAGAAGCAGUUUGGAUGCUGAGUGCGAUUCAGAGUGUCCCGCCGCGAAGCUGACAGACCGUAAAAGCUGAAACUGAAGUUAAAAAAACCAAACAAACAAACAAACAAACAAGGACUUCAGGUUUCUCUGGUGAACCGCGGCGCGUCCCACUUCUCUCUGCAGCGGGUUGGUUCCGACGCACCGACUUGUUGCCCCAGCUGAGCUCUGAGGGGCCCGCGGCUGUCGUGUUGCGUGUCCGACCUACAAGUCAGCGACAGGACUUAAAAGCCUGCUGUAAGGAUGAUGUCCUACAUAAAACAACCCCAUUACACCAUGAACGGGUUAAACUUGCCUGGCCCCGGAAUGGAUGUGCUUCACACAACCGUCGCUUAUCCAUCCACACCCCGGAAGCAGCGCAGGGAGCGCACCACCUUCACCCGCACACAGCUGGACAUCCUGGAGGCGCUGUUCUCCAAGACCCGCUACCCAGACAUCUUCAUGAGGGAGGAGGUGGCCCUCAAGAUCAACCUGCCUGAGUCACGUGUGCAGGUUUGGUUCAAAAACCGCCGUGCCAAGUGCCGUCAGCAGCAGCAGCAGAGCAGUGGCCAGUCCAAACCCCGCCCUCCCAAGAAGAAGGCCUCUCCAGUGCAGGAGCCCAGCGCCCCUGAUCCUGUUCCUAACCCAUCUAGCUCCUACAGCCCCUCUUCUGUCCAGUCAGGCCCCACCCUGGCUCCAAGCUCCAGCACAGGAAACACUGCUGUGUCCAUCUGGAGCCCGGCCAUCUCACCCCUGCCCGACCCCCUGGCCUCCUCCUCGGCCCCUUGCAUGCAGCGGCCCUCACCUUACCCUAUGAGCUACGGCCAGCCGUCCGCUUACACCCAAGGCUACGCCAGCACCACCUCCUACUUCACCGGCUUGGACUGCAGCGCCUACCUGUCCCCCAUGCACUCACAGCUGUCGGGCACCGGGGGCGCUCUCAGCCCCAUCACUGUGCCCUCAAUGGGGGGCUCUCUAAGUCAGUCCCCAGCCUCACUGUCCUCACAGGGCUACAGCACAGCCUCCUCCCUGGGCUUCACCUCUGUUGACUGCCUGGACUACAAGGACCAGCAGGCCUGGAAACUGGGCUUCACCACAAUGGACUGCCUGGACCACAAAGACCAAAACUCCUGGAAGUUCCAGGUGCUCUAGAAAGCAAGAAAGGGUGGCGUUCAUGUGUGUCCUGUGUCCCACGUGAGAUAGUGUGAGGCAGUUCUGCCAGGGACCUGUUAUCUUUGAUUCUCAGUUUCUUGUUUGUAAGAUUUUGUUUUAUUUUCUAAAGGUGACUUCUGUAGAAAUACAUUUUAUUCGAGCGACUUUGGAGAUGAGAGGACUGUGAGUGACAGUGACUGUCAUUAAUGCUGCCUGACUGCAAAUCAGGUCUGUUGUCCUCUUCAUGCUACGUUAAGUAAGAGAACAAAAGGGUUGAAAGAGUCUGCAGGGAGAGACCGGAGUUCUACGUAUGGAAACACACUGAGCCAUCUCUUCUUUUGACGUGACUAGUGACUCAGCCACAUGAACACUACACUCACUACAUUUUGUUUUAAACCUGCAUUACCAUAUAGUGAAAGGAGAACUGCUUUAACAUGAAGGGGCUCUCAAGUCCUAUAGGUCACGUCCUCUUUCAGGGUUGAAUUAUUUUAAGCUAUUUAUUAUUAUGUUAUUCUACACCUAAAUAUGUGUAAACCUUUUUGAGCAUUUGUGUUACAGUGUUAGCCCUUAGCGUUA
This is a messenger RNA of Xiphias gladius (swordfish), 1823 nucleotides long. It is a transcript of the gene crx, whose product is annotated as cone-rod homeobox. Lineage: Eukaryota; Metazoa; Chordata; Actinopteri; Istiophoriformes; Xiphiidae. Bases 360 to 1247 code for a protein of 295 amino acids. The record is from RefSeq and is a predicted model, not a curated record. Gene Ontology annotation, biological process: multicellular organism development; regulation of transcription by RNA polymerase II. Gene Ontology annotation, cellular component: nucleus. Gene Ontology annotation, molecular function: RNA polymerase II cis-regulatory region sequence-specific DNA binding; DNA-binding transcription factor activity, RNA polymerase II-specific. The transcript is spliced from 3 exons.